Messenger RNA from Oryzias melastigma (Indian medaka), 2340 nucleotides. RefSeq lists its product as uncharacterized. Gene Ontology annotation, biological process: DNA integration. Gene Ontology annotation, molecular function: nucleic acid binding. NCBI's taxonomy places the organism in Eukaryota, Metazoa, Chordata, Actinopteri, Beloniformes, Adrianichthyidae. The record is from RefSeq and is a predicted model, not a curated record.
AUCAUUUGACAGAAUGUCUUUAUUAUUACCCUUGCAGGACACCGUAGCACGGAAGUGAGUUGUUCGCCUGAGAGCUGUGUGAUCUAAUAUACGUUCGCGGCAAUCUCAAUAAACGGCUGUGUUCACGUUCCAUCCGGUGUGAUCCUUGACUCACACAACCGUACACGGAUUUGGGAGAAAUCCACAUGGUGUCAGAAGAGAGCACGGACUUUUCGCCCCGGUCUUUUUCGAAGGGAGAGUGACGUUUUUUCCCCACGCGGUGAGCUGUUACCCGCUCGUGUCUGGCGAAAAUGGCGGACGGAUUUCGAAGACCUGAGCCUUUGAUUUUUGAUGAAAAUGUUGCUGAGAACUGGCGCAUAUUCGAGAGGGAAUAUGAUAUUUUCAUUGCAGCCGCACAUGCUGACAAGACGGACAAGACUAAGGCUUACGUUCUGCUCAAUAUUGCUGGGCCAGACGGCAUUGAGCGCGAACGCUCCUUCAUGUACGCUGCAGAGGUGCGCAAUGAGGCGGGAGCCGUCAUCAGGCCUGCAGAGUCCAGGGAAGACCCUGAAUGUCUGAAGAGGAAAUUCCGGGAAAUAUGCAAUCCUCAAAACAACAGAACAAUGGAGAGACACAGGUUUCAUUCCAGAAAUCAGAAACAAGACACAGAGACACGCUACGCACAGAUCGAGAAGGAGCUUCUAGCUGUCGUGUUUGCAUGCAUGAAAUUCAAGGACUACAUUUACGGAAAAGCUACAACCGUGGAGACGGAUCACCAACCCCUGGUGACAAUUUUAAAGAAACCCAUACAUGCAGCUCCCGCCCGUCUGCAACGCAUGCUACUCAGACUGCAGUGUUUCAACAUCACACUGGUCUACAAAAAAGGUAAACACAUGUAUCUUGCUGAUACACUUUCAAGGGCUCCUCAUUCUAAAAAACCCCAGAGCUCUAUAGAAGAUGAUGCUUUUGAUGUCAUGUCUGUCAGCUACAUCUCCACCAACCGUCUGGAGGAACUGAGGAACCACACCAAAGAAGAUCCAGAGCUCAAGGCUUUGAGCACUGUGAUCAAACACGGUUGGCCAGACAAAGAAAGACAAUUAGACCCUGUCCUUCGCCCCUUCUUUCCGUACCGGGAUGAACUCACAGUGGAAAACGACAUUGUCGUAAAAGGCCACAGAACAGUCGUUCCAAAGUCCCUGCGCAGAGAAUAUGUGAAACUUGUGCACACAGGACACCCAGGAAUAGAGGCGACAAAACGCAGAGCCAGGAACAUCCUAUUCUGGCCUACCAUGUGCAAAGACAUCAUGGAGGAGUUGCUCUCAUGUGCAGUGUGCAACAGCACAAAGAAACACCAGCAAAAGGAGCCGCUUCUCCUACACACAGUUCCAGAACUCCGCUGGUCCACAGUGGCAGCUGACAUUUUUGAAUGGCAUGGCAAACACUAUCAGGUGCUUGUCGAUUCAUACUCAGGCUGGUUUGAAGUUGAUCUCAUGAGUGACUUGAAAUCAUCCACUGCCAUCUGCAAGUUAAAGAGACAUUUUGCCGUUCAUGGCAUUCCCCACAUUCUUCAUACAGACAACGGGACUCAAUACACAAGUCAGAUGUUCAAGGAUUUUGCAAAACACUGGGAUUUCACUCAUGCUACCAGCAGUCCUGAAUACCCACAAUCCAAUGGACUUGCUGAGAAGGCGGUCUGUAGUGCAAAACAGCUCAUGGAGAAGUCUCAUCGAGACGGGACUGAUGUGUUCCUCAACCUUCUAAACAUAAGAAACAUUCCCCGUGACUCGACACUUGGCUCUCCAGCUCAGCGAUUAAUGUCCAGACAGACCCGUGCAGCCUUCCCCGUAAACACUUCACUCCUAACACCUCAACCACUGCAUGCUCAGAGAGUUCAUGCCCAGCUUCUUCACAAAAGGCUCACUCUCAAGCGUCACUACGACAAGUCAAGCCGCCCACUUCACCCUCUACCAGAAGGACAAACAGUUCGCAUGCAGACCACUCAUGGUCAUGACAAACUUGGAGUAGUAAAGAGCAUCUGUUCAGAACCAAGAUCCUACAUCAUUCAGUCACAAGGAAGAGAAUACAGGAGAAACCGACGCCACAUCCUUCCUGUGCCUGAACAGCUGCAUCCAACACACCUCACAGGCGACUCGGACAGUGCAGCUCAACUUGACCCCAAAGUAAACUGUGACAAACGCACACCUCAGUCACACUGGGAACCACCAGCAGAGUUUACGCCCACUGCAUCCCCUUUGAAGGAACCUUCAGGUGAUCACUACGUCACACGUUCUGGGCGUGUCUGCAAGCCCAACCCCAGAUACAUGGACUGAUUGUUAAAAGGCCGAGUUUAAAAAAAAAAAA